Caenorhabditis remanei is the source of this 492-nucleotide messenger RNA. RefSeq lists its product as uncharacterized. The record is from RefSeq and is a predicted model, not a curated record. The transcript has 4 exons. Bases 1 to 492 code for a protein of 163 amino acids. NCBI's taxonomy places the organism in Eukaryota, Metazoa, Nematoda, Chromadorea, Rhabditida, Rhabditidae.
AUGGCUGCAGACAAGAGUCUCCAAGUUGUUCGCUCACUUGAACACGAGCAUUUUCUUGAUUUGGGAGAUGAAGAUACAAAGGCAAGGGAAAAUGAUUCAGUUCGUGUCGAUGGAAUCCUCCGGCAGACGGAGCUCUUCACACCCGUUGAUCUACUCGGAACCACAACACUCGAGUACAGCAAGAUAACAAAUGCCGCAUUUUCGGUGACCAGUAAUAUGGCCAUGAACAAGACAGAGAGUAAAACUAGGCUCAAGUCAGUAGCCAAAACGAAUAAUGGAGCAUUGAGAAUGACUUCAGUAGAAACUCCUACAUACUUCAAUACUCCCAAUGGAUAUCCGGAGAAAGUUGGGAACAGUAAGAAGGGAGAAGUGAGAACACUAACUCCCAGAUCUAGGAUGACACUCCAAAAAAGCAGAUUGAACAUGCUCCAUUUCACUGAUUUCAUCGAGUCAGGAGUCUUGUAUAAGAUACAGUAUACUCCGAGGAUGUGA